GGGACGGCCGUGGCGGGGGCGGCGCCGUCCCAUAAACCAAGCCGGCCGGACCCGCAACGAGCCACAGCCAUGACGGCAUCCGAGCAGGCUGCGCGGCGGCUGCUGCUGCUCGUGCUGGUGGUCGGCGCUGGCGCCAGCGCCCAGCACCAGCUGGAAGAUCUGGUCGGCGAGCUGGCACGCAUCACCAGCGCGCUCCAGCAAACCACGUGCCCCGCGGACUACCUGACUCUCGUCCACAAGCUCGGCAUGCAGAAGACCCCGGCGGGCACCUACUACACACCCGUCUUCACCUCCGACAAGCCGUCGACCGAGCCGGGCGUGGCGGCCACCAACACGAUCCUGGAGCUGCAGCCGGCCGGCACGCGCAUCCCCUGGCUGAACAUUAACUCGAACAGCCAGCCGUUCGUGUGGCACCACCGCGGCGCGGCGGUGGCCUUCCACACUCUGAGCGCGUCGGGCCGCUACCAGCGCAUGGUGCUGGGUGACCCACUGCGGCACCGUGGCGCCAAGUAUCAGCUGGCGCUGCCCACCGGUGGCUGGCUCGCCACCGAGGUGCUCUCCGACUCCGAGUACGUCCUCCUCAGCGGCUCGGCGGUGCCGGCGCUCGAUCGACUCCAGUACACGCUGGCCGAGCCGGCGCGCCUGCUGCAGCUGUUCCCGCAGCACAAAGACGUGAUCCGGGCGGCGUACGGGCAGACGUGAACGAGGGGCAUCGAGGGCGCUGGCGGCUAAGAGGAUGGGGGUUGGUGGCGCUGGUGACUGAGCGGGGUGUCAAGGGCGCCGGCGGCUGAGCCGGUUAAGCCGAGGGCGCUGGCGACUGAGCGGAUGCGGUUGGUGGCGCUGGUGGCUGAGCGGGGGUCGUGGGCGCUGGCGGCUGGGCGGGUGGGGCCGAGGGCAUUGGUGGCGCAGCAUCGACGAUGCGGCGUCGCUCCGCAUCGACGUCAGUCAUGAGCUGUGAGUCGGCUUGCCGCGGCCGGUCCGUGUCAGGCUGGUCCUGGCACGAACCGAGCGUCAGAAACUCGCCCCGCCCGCCGGUAACAAGUUUACGCGUAGAUCUGUUCAGUGUCCACACACGCGGCUUGCCAGGAACGAGGAAAGGAGUGCUGAUGCUCGAGGCGGUGCCAGCACCCCCGCAAGGCUAGUGUGUAUAAUUUCACAAUCGCGGGGGCGCAGCAUAAAAUGUUUCUCUGAAAACCAAGUUUAGUGCGCAGCAGAAGAGCAAUAUCUGGCGCAUCGAAGAACAUCGCAUUUUCUUGAUCUUCUUUUCGUUACGUGUUUUCUUGGAAUUCUAACUGUCAACACAUAGUCGCGUAUGUAACGAAACAUCUUCUACAUUUCGUAAGGGGUGAAGGGGGGAGUGGCUUGUUUCCCAGGACUCAUAUGUGCAUGCAAGCUUGGCCUCCCCUGUGGGGUCGACAGGGGACUGUAGCAUUGUGCAGCGCUGUGCGUCGUGCAGCUGGUCGGUCCCAGUCCGCUCCAUGCGCGCACCGCAGCUGGCUCUAGUCCCUCCCACCAGCUCCUCCCGUGUACCUCGUCAGCUAGUAAAGCCUCAUGCAGUGAAAUAUGACAAUUGAUAUUGUAUAUGAUAUAACAGUUGCAUUGGAUUUAGGCAUGAAGAUCUGAGUGUAAGGUGUAUUUUCAUUGGUCGUUUUCAGGCCAGUUAGCUGCUCAAUGUUUUCCAGCAGAAUGUACAAAGGGACGAGCUUCAAAGUCAAUACAUCUGCAUGAGGUGAACUGUGUAUCUUAAGGCGAUGGCGGACACCGAUAAAGUUGGACAAUUAAGCAGAAAACAACUCAUUGUUCGUCCCAAUCCAAUCGCACAAGUACUUAUGGCAUUGCGUGCGCCCAACUCCAACCACAGAACAAGACAACUCAACUUCGUCCUCAAGACUAACCCAGAUCCUGUUGCGCAUGGCACCGAUUUCGAGACGUUCUUUCACCGCACUCCUCGCGUAUCGCCAUCAAAAGCCUUGUUAAAAUCCAUUAUUAGUUAUUCUGGCUGCACUCACCGGUGGCGGAAAUACCUGUUUAGCGCACUUUAAUCCCAGACUGCCCUUGAAAUAAAUUUUACAUAAGCAAGUAAUACAUAAUGCCGGUAAAAGCCCAGAGUCUCAGCGCAAUCACUGCAGUGAAUUUGUUGUCAUAUGAACAUCUAUUGAUUGGAGCACCCGUCAGGCCCCGGACGGUGGUGACCACACGUGAAGAGGGUCGUCCCGUUUGCAGCUGCGGCCAGCUUUUUGAACGUGAAUAGUGAUCAAAACAAAUGGCUCAUUUUGUACUUCGGGUGUCUCAGGCGUUCACUUUAUUUUAGCAAUCCUCAUGCGCGAGUUAUUCAAUACCCGGCACUGGUGAGAGCGGGGUCUGUCCCCUUUAAACUGAAAACUGCGCCAAAAUCAGCAGAAAUAUGUAGAAUCACGAAGCCGGCUCCGCUUCUCUCAAUGACUCGACGCUUUACCGCCACGAAGUAUAAUUUCGCGCGGGUCUGGGAAGUUUAUCAACGCGGUCUGGUGCACACUGCUGUAUCGAUUGGUCAGCACUCGAUCCGGGCCAGCCAGCGCACACGGCCCCCGCUCCUGUCGUUUGCGCGCUCUGGGGCCAGGGUGCGGGGCACGGCUGCCCGCGCGUCUUCACGCGCCGCCUGGUCUCGAGGUCAAACACACCAUGGCCCUCAGAUGUAGCCUAACUCGGCAGCUCUUCGCCUACAGGCCGUGGCCUUCAGGCAAGCAGCGUCAAAACAUGUACAAGAGGGAGCUCGCAAAAUGUCCUGAGCCCUAGCAACAAGGAAAAAGUAAGUGGCCGAUAACUUCAGCACUAUGUCGUGUGACGAAAACGCGUCAGGGUUUUCGUCCUCCUGGAUGUGUAACAGGUGCGCAGCCAGAGCCCUGGCAAGCGGGGGAGGGGAGGUAUGGGUUGACAAUUUGGCCCACUGAUUGUGAAUGGUCCCCCCCCAAACAAAAUAAUCGCGUGACCAGGAGCUACCAUGAGAUCAAUUUUGCCUGAAUUGCAAAGUAAAUGAACCCAAGAAAUCAUGUUUUGAACAAAUACAUGAAAUAAGCCAUUGAUGUUAUUUUGCAACGAUCCAG
This is a messenger RNA of Pollicipes pollicipes, 3083 nucleotides long. RefSeq lists its product as uncharacterized. Bases 70 to 702 code for a protein of 210 amino acids. Lineage: Eukaryota; Metazoa; Arthropoda; Thecostraca; Pollicipedomorpha; Pollicipedidae. Gene Ontology annotation, cellular component: intracellular anatomical structure. The transcript is spliced from 2 exons. The record is from RefSeq and is a predicted model, not a curated record.